AAAAGUGUAGACCAAUCGCAAGACGCGUACCCGCUUGUCUCUGUAACUGACAGCAGUCUCGGCCAAUUAGAAUCACCGCUCUACACGCCCACAGCUUAGACCCGCCCACACGCCAGACCUGCAGCAGAGAGAAGAUUCUCUGUCUCCUACCGAAAGGGAUUGAUUUCCUAAACAAACACGUUUUCUUCACAUGGUGCCACCGCGUCACCGUUAUCAGAUGAGAAAGCGGAAGCCACUCUAUAUCAGUGGCUGUGUUUAUUAGUUAUUACUGCUCAUAAGAGCGCCUGCUCCGUCAGGUCUGAUCAUGUCUGAUUUCGAGGAGUUCGAGAAACAGCUGAACGAGAAUCGACAAGAGAGAGAACGGGAGAGGCAUAAAAGGAGGAGUCAUAGUAGCUCUGCUGGCCACAGUAAGAAGCAGCGCAGCUGGAGCAAAGACAGAAGCAGUCGCAGCAGAGGAAAGUGCAGCCGCAGUCGAGAGCGUAAGAGCAGAGACCACAGGAGCAGCUCUAGAGAUCAUAAGAAACACAGCUAUUCUCCACGUCGAACAAGAAAGAAAAAGAUGUGCAAGUAUUGGGAUGUUCCCCCUCCAGGCUUUGAGCACAUCACUCCAAUGCAGUACAAAGCCAUGCAAGCUGCUGGGCAGAUCCCCAGCAUUGCUCUGUUGGCUGCGUCCACUAAUGUUGGUUUGGCAGUCGCUCCCACACAAGUGCCCAUCGUUGGCAGUCAGAUGACCAGGCAAGCGCGUCGUCUGUAUGUUGGCAACAUCCCGUUCGGCGUCACUGAGGAGUCCAUGGCUGAAUUCUUCAAUACCCAAAUGAGACUUGCAGGGCUGUCUCAAGCUCCAAGCAGUCCUGUGCUCGCAGUGCAGAUCAACCAGGACAAGAACUUUGCUUUCUUAGAGUUUCGAUCAGUGGAUGAAACCACUCAGGCCAUGGCAUUUGAUGGCAUUAUCUUUCAAGGACAGUCGCUGAAGAUCAGACGUCCACAUGACUACCGCCCUCUGCCCGGCAUCUCUGAGCAGCCUGCUUUUCAUGUCCCAGGUGUCGUGUCCACAGUUGUACCAGACUCCCCUCAUAAACUCUUCAUUGGAGGUCUGCCAAAUUAUCUCAGUGAUGAUCAGGUUAAAGAGCUCCUGACGUCAUUUGGCCCUCUCAAAGCCUUCAACCUUGUGAAAGACAGUGCCACAUCACUGUCCAAAGGCUAUGCUUUCUGUGAAUAUGUGGAUAUCAGCGUCACUGACCAAGCGGUAGCUGGAUUACAUGGCAUGCAGCUGGGUGAUAAAAAGCUCAUCGUCCAACGGGCAAGUGUGGGAGCCAAGAACACCAAUCCUGCCGCUGUUGUAGAGACGACGGUCAUGCUUCAGGUGCCAGGGCUGCAGAGGGUGCAGAACUCAGGCCUGCCGACGGAGGUGCUGUGUCUGCUGAACAUGGUCAUGCCGGAGGAGCUGCUGGACGAUGAGGACUACGAGGAGAUCCUGGAGGACAUCCGGGAGGAGUGCUGCAAGUACGGCACCGUGCGCUCCAUCGAGAUCCCCAGGCCUGUGGAUGGUGUGGAGGUGCCAGGCUGCGGGAAGAUAUUCGUAGAGUACGUGUCUGCUGCAGAAUGCCAGAAGGCUAUGCAGGCACUGACAGGACGCAAGUUUGCUAACCGUGUGGUGGUCACGAAAUACUACGAUCCAGACAUGUAUCACAGGCAUGAGUUCUGAGGGAAGAUACUCUUCAUCUAAUGAGAAACAGAGAGAGCUGCCUGUGCCAUCGGAGUGUGAAGUUUCAAUAAGCUCUAUGAAAAUGUACACAUUGUCCUCUACUUCCACUUAUCAAUUUAUUUUCCAUAUUGAAAUACAAAGGAUUAGAUGUUACUAGCCACGUAGGAGAUAUUUUUAGAGAUCUAGUACAAUGAAACAGUGUCAAAUGAUUUCUUCCAUGUUAAGGGGUACAUGCAGUGAUUUACACUUUAAAAUAAUGAAAUUACAAAUAUGUAACAAGACUAACAGCAAUUUUUUGUUAAAGAAAGUGUUAAACUUGAUAAACUUUAACCCUACCCAUCUCCACCCCCCAAAUCCCAUUUCCACCCUAAACCUACCCAUCACAACCCCCCGGAUCCCAUUUCCAACCUAAACCUAUGCAUCUCCACAAUCUGUAUCGCAUUUCCACCCCUGAACCUGCCCAUCUCCACCCCCCGGAUCCCAUUUCCAACCUAAACCUAAACCUAUGCAUCUCCACAAUCUGUAUCGCAUUUCCACCCCUGAACCUGCCCAUCUCCACCCCCUGGAUCCCAUUUCCACCAUAACCCUACCCAUCUCCACCCCCCCGGAUCCCAUUUCCAACCUAAACCUAAACCUAUGCAUCUCCACAAUCUGUAUCGCAUUUCCACCCCUGAACCUGCCCAUCUCCACCCCCUGGAUCCCAUUUCCACCAUAACCCUACCCAUCUCCACCCCCCGGAUCCCAUUUCCAACCUAAACCUAAACCUAUGCAUCUCCACAAUCUGGAUCCCAUUUCCAACCUAAACCUAAACCUAUGCAUCUCCACCCCCUGGAUCCCAUUUCCACCCUAACCCUACCCAUCUCCUACCCCCGGAUCCCAUUUCCACCUUAGCCCUACCCAACUCCACCCACCAGAUCCAAUUUCCGCCCGAAUCCUACCCAUCACAACCCCCUGGAAACCCUUCCAACCCUAACCCUACCCAUCUCCACCCCCCGGAUCCCAUUUCCAACCUAAACCUAAACCUAUGCAUCUCCACAAUCUGGAUCGCAUUUCCACCCCUGAACCUACCUAUCUCCACCCCCGGAUCCCAUUUUUACCCUAAACUUAAACAUCUCCAGCCCCAGGUUCGAAUGGUUCCAGUUAUUCUUAUACAUAUUGUUGUUACAAAAAUGUACUUAUAUAAUUUUUGUUACACGAGUACUUAGUGAAGUGAAAAAAAAGUGUUGUUACCAAUUCCCUGUUACACAGGUAUUAGGGACACUAAAUAUAAAGUGGGACCCAGAAAUAUUACUUGACACCUGAAAACACCUUGUCAUGUUGUUAUUAGUUAGGAUAAAAAAAAUGUCAGAAUUUAAUGCUCAGAUUAGAUAUUGUUAUGUGUCCUUAUAAUAAUCUGAGCCAAAAUUCUAACCAGUGUUCGAAAUUUACGAUGAUAUUGAAGUGAACAACACUGAAAACAUCAUUCACAGAGACUUCUAUUUAACUCUGACACAUUACAUGCUUUUGAAAAUAGACAGUGACUGAGAUUCAUUAUGACGAAGCUUCUGCUUGAUACCAGUGACAGCCUAUUCAUGUUUUUAUGAGGAUCAUUCUCACCAAAUAUGUGCGUUGUAUUUCAUAAAGUAAAUAAAUUGUUUUUGCAUUGCA
Molecule: messenger RNA, 3352 nt
Organism: Carassius auratus (goldfish)
Lineage: Eukaryota; Metazoa; Chordata; Actinopteri; Cypriniformes; Cyprinidae
Product: splicing factor U2AF 65 kDa subunit-like
Exons: 11
Coding region: 305-1705 (466 amino acids)
Biological process (GO): mRNA processing
Cellular component (GO): nucleus
Molecular function (GO): RNA binding
Source: RefSeq, a predicted model, not a curated record